Messenger RNA from Drosophila erecta, 2555 nucleotides. It is a transcript of the gene Tgs1, whose product is annotated as trimethylguanosine synthase. The coding region runs from base 586 to 1983 and encodes 465 amino acids. Gene Ontology annotation, cellular component: nucleus. The transcript is spliced from 2 exons. NCBI's taxonomy places the organism in Eukaryota, Metazoa, Arthropoda, Insecta, Diptera, Drosophilidae. The record is from RefSeq and is a predicted model, not a curated record. Gene Ontology annotation, biological process: 7-methylguanosine cap hypermethylation; 7-methylguanosine RNA capping. Gene Ontology annotation, molecular function: RNA cap trimethylguanosine synthase activity.
UUACGAAUGUUUUGAUUUUGUUCAGAAUUCUUGAUAUUCUUCCAGGAGAGUGAUGUCCUGGUCGGCAGAAGUGGCUUCCUCGAAUGCUCCCAAGUACUGCUACUUCUUCAAGACCCUGCUGGUGGAGGAACUAGAGUUGGAAACCUCCUAUCACAACCUGCAUUACGGGCAGUGCGCAUUAAUUGGACGACUGGCGUUCAAGUCGAAUCAGUACCGGCUGGAAAACGUGCGCGUUAAGUGUCUGCCAAAGAAGUACUCCUUGGACGAGGGCACCAUAUCCUUGCUUAUUCUGGGUCUCACCCAUGACAAAGUCGUCGAAAAUCGCGUGAGUGCCGGCCGCUAUUGCAUUGUGCGCGGUGAAGUGGUGCUUCAUAAUGUGCAGCAUCCCAAAGGUCCCAAGCUGACCGCUGGCGGAGUCUACGACAAGAUCAAUAGCCUGUCCAACAAUCCGUUGGAGCAAACACAAUAUCUCAACGCCCUACGUGCCACCUACAGACCGGCCAUCGAUUUGUGGUACAUCCAGGUCAUCGACAGAGCCGAGGACUUGCUGACUCGCAGGCUGGAGAUGAGAAGUCUGAUUAAGAAAUGAACACACACUACCUGACAACCUCGCGAACCAAUCCGCAGUUCUACAUAUUCAGUCAGCUCUUUGGUAACGAUCGCGACUGGAGCCAUUGCAAUUGGGAGGACAUUCAAAACGUUGCUUGGAAAGAAUUCUGGCAGCGUGAGGGACAUGAGCUACUAGAGCAAAAGUGGCACAAGCGGUUUCCCGAAUACAGAGAUCUUAUCGAGGUUGUCUCGUUGGAGGAGCAAGGGCUCUGGCAGGAACUGUGGGAGAAGCACGCCAGUGAUUCCAGUGCCAAGUUCUGGUAUAUAUUUAGCUGUGCCUUUGAGAACUACCAACAGGUUGUGGCCAAAUCAUUUGGCCAUCAGGAAGAUGAAAACCCAGAAGAUGUUGAGCAGGACUUACAGAACUUAAGCCUUCAAAAGAGGCCAACGAAAUCGAGACAGCAAAGGACCUCAGAAAAAGAAAGGAACGAAUCAUACUUGACUGCCAACGACGAUCCCGAAGAUUGUGACGAGGAACAGCAGUUGCGCCUUCUCGGAUUGCCAACAUCAUUUGCAUCGAAGGCAGAUACAAUUAUCCGAAAGGAAAGAAGGACACAGUACGAACCCUCUAGCAGCGACAGCGAGAACAGUGAGGAUCUGUUAGUCAUGGAAAACGACGAAAAUGAGGCUCUGCAUGGCGUUCAGAGCGGUUUUAUCAAAAAGAGCAAACGACGGCAAAGGCAAAUCAACAAACUCAAGGCCAGAAUGCCUGAGUUUAUGCAAGAGGAUAACAACAAAAUGGUCAAGUAUUGGGUAAAGCGGUUCUCUCUGUUCUCCCGUUUCGAUCAGGGCAUUCGGCUGGACCGCGAGAGCUGGUUCUCGGUGACUCCCGAGAAGAUUGCCAAACAAACGGCUCGUCGUCUGGCCUGCGACGUGAUCUUAGAUGCUUUUUGUGGGUGCGGCGGCAAUGCCAUUCAGUUCGCAAACACCUGUGGACGCGUAAUUGCUGUGGACAUCGAUGCGGAGAAGCUGGCCAUGGCCAAGCAUAAUGCCGGCAUUUAUGGUGUGGCCCACAAAAUCGAGUUCAUCAACGCCGAUUUUCUGCAGUUUGCGGCUACCACAAAGCUUCGCCCAAAUGUAGUUUUUCUGAGCCCUCCCUGGGGAGGUCCCGACUACCAGAAGCAGGCCUCCUUCGAUAUUGAAACAAGUCUGUUGCCCGUGGGCGCCAGCAAUCUGAUGCAGCUCUCUCGCAGCCUGGCGGCUGACGUGGCCUUCUUUCUCCCACGCAACGCCAAUAUGAAGCAGGUGGUCGCCUUGAGUGGAGCUGGGCAACAGUGCGAGGUGGAGCACAAUUAUCUGGACACCCGAAUGGUUGCUAUAACUGCUUAUUACGGCAAGGGAAUUAUAAAAGGUUCAUUGGGUGAGGAUGAGUAGGAUUCGUAGUUGUUAGAAAAAUAACAUUUAGAGCAGCUUACACUCGUAAGUUUAAGGUAGUAUUAAUAAAUAAAAUAAUUGUUUUCAUAUAGCUCUGUGACUAGCGUGAACUACAUUUUGUGGUAAUUACAAUUUGCCUUUCAAUCUUUUAGUUGUAUGUUUGAAAAAAGAACGGGUUCAUACAAAUUUAAUUAAUUUCAUGGCAUUUUCGCUUGUUUUUGGAUGUAAGUCUAAUUUUUAAAAUAAUGUGAGUGUUAUAUUCAGAAGAAAGCAGAAUUUAUAAAAGCGAACCAAUUUGUUGGUUUUCCAGAAGAACAAAGUUGUGUGAACAGGAAAAUAAAUGUAUGAAAAGCAUUUUGCCUAAUAUGUAAUAUAAAUGAUUUUUAAGUAUCUUUAAUUAAACACUGAGGAUAUAAGAACACAGAAUGCACAAAUUCCAGUAAUUAUGGAUCAAAGGAAAAUGUUGUCUAUGGUCAAAAACUUUUUUGUGCGUUGUUUAUCGCCUUAAGUUUUCUUUUUGCCACAGAGAUAGGAGAAAAGUUGACUAAUGAAUAAAGCCGCCUCACAUGUAA